Messenger RNA from Priapulus caudatus, 1167 nucleotides. Its product is annotated as serine/threonine-protein kinase unc-51-like. Gene Ontology annotation, cellular component: cytoplasm; autophagosome. Gene Ontology annotation, molecular function: ATP binding; protein serine/threonine kinase activity. The record is from RefSeq and is a predicted model, not a curated record. Gene Ontology annotation, biological process: autophagosome organization; positive regulation of autophagy; protein autophosphorylation. Lineage: Eukaryota; Metazoa; Priapulida; Priapulimorpha; Priapulimorphida; Priapulidae.
UUCAUCAUUGCUUGUAAUGUUACCGUUGGUCGUCGUAUAGAUACGUUCAUCUAAUGUCGUUUACGUUUUUAUACUGGGAUUAGAGUUGACGGAUAAUCGAGUAACGUAUUGUCAACUCGUUCGAAGACAUUAACAGCCUUCUAUAGGCUAGUGUUUCGUAAAAGUCAUGAUUUGACUAUCAAUAAUCGUCAUUUCAUCAUGUGAAAGGUAGCAGAAAUAUCUUUGUUUUAUUUCACUGCCAGCGGCAGUUGAUUUGUGGUCUGCUGAUGGCGCUACAUGUGUGCUGUCGUUUAACCUCAUCAGAGAGCCAUCUAAUAUAAUACAGUUUACGUUAUGGAGGUAGUUGGUGAGUACGAGUACAGCAAGAAAGAUCUAAUAGGACAUGGAGCGUUCGCUGUGGUGUUCAGAGGAAAGUGCAGAAAGGUGCCGAACCAACCUGUCGCUAUCAAGAGCAUUACAAAGAAGAACCUGUCAAAAUCCCAGAACCUUCUGGGAAAAGAGAUCAAGAUCCUAAAGGAGUUGACAGAGCUACAUCAUGAAAAUGUUGUGGCAUUGUUCGACUGCAAGGAGACCACUCACCAUGUCUACCUGGUUAUGGAGUACUGCAACGGAGGCGACUUGGCUGACUACUUACAUGCCGAUUUCGGUUUUGCGAGGUUCCUACAGGAUGGAGUGAUGGCAGCAACGCUCUGUGGAUCGCCGAUGUACAUGGCUCCAGAGGUGAUCAUGUCCCUGCAGUACGGAGCGAAGGCGGAUCUGUGGUCGAUCGGCACCAUCGUGUUCCAGUGUCUGACGGGCAAGGCUCCCUUCCAAGCCCAGACACCGCAGGCCCUGAAGCAGUUCUAUGAGAAAAACAACAACCUCGUGCCAAACAUUCCGCCGGGCACGUCACCUGACCUGAAGGAUCUCCUCUUCAAACUACUGAAGAGAAACGCGAGAGAUCGCAUCGAGUUUGACGACUUCUUCAACCAUCUUUUCAUCCGACAGCAAUCGCCGACCAAAGCCAGUAUGUACCUUUGUGCUCUCACCAGGGUAAAAAAUAUACGGGAGCGAUGAGCGAUUCGCUCUUCAAACCUCCGAAAUCGCUCCCGUGAGGCUCAAAAUAGCUCCCGUAACAUUUUUGACGGGAGCUAUUUUUUCCAUAGACUUGAAAAAGAGCUCCCGUAA